UUUUUUUUCUGGGUUAUAUAAAAAAAACUCCCACUUUUUCCUUUUUUUUUAUUUUUCUUCCCAUUUUCUUUUACUUUUUCCUUUAUUUAUUUUUAUAUAAUAUAUAUAUUCAUUAUUGAAUUCUUUUUUUUUCAAUUUCUUUAUUGUUUUUAUAAAAAGAAACAAUGCUUACUAUUGAUACCCAUGGCAUCAUGACCCCUGAUCGCUCGGUUGUACCAAGUCCAGCUUUAUCUCAUACAACAGCUUCACAUAGACAUCUUCAUUCCAAUGAUACAAGUAUUAUCGAUAUUACUGAAUUGACAAAACGAUUACAAAUUGCUGUAUCCAAUCCUAGACGUCGAUCUCAUCUAAUACAACAACAAGGAUCUACUCCUCCAACUUCUUAUACAUCUAGUCGGUCUACUUCUUCAUCUUCUUCCUCUACCACCUCUUCUUGUUAUUCUCCUUCUCAGCCUUUAUCAUCAUCACUUUGUCCUUCUUUACCACAACAAUUUAUUUUUAAACGUCCUGAAUACAAUGAUUAUUAUCAUCAAACUCAUUUUCAUCAUCAUCAAUAUUACCACGUGCAUCAUGAUCAUUCAUCAUCACAUUCAACAACACAAUGGUUAGAUCGGCUCAUUCAUUCAUCAUCAUCAUCGUUUUCUUCUGUUGUAUCAAGUCAUUCAAGAUCACCUGAUUUCACUUUUGGCAAUCAAUUUCAUCAUGAUUUGGAAACUCGUUAUGGAAAAUGGGGUCGUUAUAUUGGUAAAGGUGCGGGUGGUUCUGUUCGAUUGAUUCGACGUAAUAAAGAUCAAUCCAUCUUGGCGGUCAAACAAUUUCGAAAACGACUGACUCAUGAAAGUGAAAAAGAAUAUACCAAGAAAGUGACGGCGGAGUUCUGUAUUGGCUCUACUUUACAUCAUCCAAAUAUCAUUGAAACAUUAGACAUGAUACAAGAAGAAGAUGGUCAAUUUUAUCAAGUUAUGACUUUUGCUCCAAAUGAUCUCUUCAACAUUGUCAUGAGUGGAAUGAUGUCUCGUGAAGAAAUUGCUUGUUGUUGGCGUCAACUUAUUAAUGGCCUGGAAUACCUUCAUCAUACUAUGGGUAUUGCUCAUCGAGAUCUCAAGUUGGAUAAUUUGGUAUUAGAUCAAUAUGGUAUAUUGAAGAUCAUUGAUUUUGGUUGCUCCACUGUUUUCAAAUAUCCUUUUGAAUCUUCCAUUCUUAUGACAAAAGGCAUCUAUGGAUCAGAUCCUUAUAUUGCCCCUGAACAAUAUACGCAAUCAAGCUAUGACGCUCAAUUGUCAGAUUUAUGGUCUUGUGGUAUUAUUUUUAUCUGUAUGACCAUUCGACGAUUCCCAUGGCGUGUUCCUCGCAUGUGUGACAAGUCAUUCAGACUGUUUGCUCAACAUCGUGGUCUAUUGAAAUUAUUACCAAGAGAAGCUCGUACUGCCAUGACUGGUCUUUUGGAACUGGAUCCCCAAAAACGAUGGACUUUGAAGCAAUUACUGGAUGAUGAUUGGGUCAAGACAACUGAUAUGUGUACUGAACAAGAACCUGGAAAACAUCAUGUCCAUCAUGUUUCCACUGCUGCUAAUGAUCAUCAUCGCAACAAUCUAGUCAUCAUGACUUCCGAACCUCCUGGUGUAGUAGCUGAAAAAGAAAGAAAACGACUUUAUCAUCAACAAUAUCCUCCAGCAUCAUCUUACAACAACAAUCAUCGUCAAAACAAGACUUGUCAAUAAAUCCUUUUUUACAUUACCCUUCCUUUUUUUUUUUUGUAUCUAUCUCUCUUUUAUUUUUAUUUUUUUACACUCAUUCUUUUUUUUAUUUUACUUUUUUUUAUAUAUGAUUCUCUAGCAUUCCAUUCCACCUUUUUAUAUAUUAUACCAAAUAGCCUAUGUAGUUACUUUUUUUUUUUUU
Molecule: messenger RNA, 1899 nt
Organism: Halteromyces radiatus
Lineage: Eukaryota; Fungi; Mucoromycota; Mucoromycetes; Mucorales; Cunninghamellaceae
Product: kinase-like domain-containing protein
Exons: 3
Coding region: 165-1721 (518 amino acids)
Biological process (GO): intracellular signal transduction; protein phosphorylation
Molecular function (GO): ATP binding; protein serine/threonine kinase activity
Source: RefSeq, a predicted model, not a curated record